AUUUAUUUUAAAUAAAAAUCUUAAAUAUUUAAAAUGAUAAUUAAAGUUGUUCACCUCAAUGGUGAGGUAAAACUAUAUGAAUAAGCUAAUAUAAGUAGAGCUAAUGAUUUAAUGAGAAUAAUAUAAAAUGAAAUGUGAAAUAUCAUUAGUUAGUAAUGUAGAAGCAUUUGCUUUAUUAAGUAAAUCAUAUGAAUAAUUAUGGAUAGGAAAUGAAAAUAUAUAUUAUGUAAAUGUAUAUACAGAAGUAGAAGUAGAGAAAAAGAAAAAGAAGAAGAAUAUAGCAAAACCAAAAAAAGAGACAUUGAAAAGUAUAGAUGGUAAAGGAUAAGUUUAAAGAUAACAUAAAUAAUAUCGAUAAUAUACGUUAUUGUGAA
Paramecium sonneborni is the source of this 374-nucleotide messenger RNA. The record is from the annotation of a GenBank genome assembly. Lineage: Eukaryota; Ciliophora; Oligohymenophorea; Peniculida; Parameciidae.